Molecule: messenger RNA, 1984 nt
Organism: Drosophila mauritiana
Lineage: Eukaryota; Metazoa; Arthropoda; Insecta; Diptera; Drosophilidae
Gene: barc
Product: HIV Tat-specific factor 1
Exons: 6
Coding region: 1-1665 (554 amino acids)
Biological process (GO): mRNA splicing, via spliceosome
Cellular component (GO): U2-type spliceosomal complex; U2 snRNP
Molecular function (GO): RNA binding
Source: RefSeq, a predicted model, not a curated record
AUGAGCGACGAAGGUGAAUGUAAAUCGGAGCAGCUGGAGAAAUCCGAAGAAGCGGAGGAAAAAAAGGAAAAGGUAGAAGGGCAGGAAGCGACAUCACCAAUUCCCAACACCAUUUCAGUCCCAGAAGUUGAUGACAAGCCGACGGAAAAUAAAAACCAAUCGGAUAAUCACGCGGACAAAACGGACGAAACUUCAUCUCAGGACUUCGCCGCCUACGAGGAGCACAUGACCUAUGGAGCGGAUGGCGGGGCUAUAUACACCGAUCCCAGCACGAAGCAGAAAUACAAGUGGUGCGCCACCGGAAACAAUUGGCAACCCUUAAGCAUUGAUGAAACAGUUGCUGGACAGGCUGGUGAUCCCUACGAAAACGAGCACUACAAGUGGUGUCCCAAAACCCAACAGUGGUUGCCCAAAAAACAGGAAACUGAAACGGAGCACUACAAGUGGGAUGACGAGAAAAAGAAGUGGGUACCCAAGCAACCGAACCAGGAAGGGGUUUACGGUGUGGAUGAGCAUGGUGAGCGUACUUACACCGAUAAGGAUGGAGUCCAGUUCUUUUGGGAUGCAACCAAGAGUGCUUGGUUCCCCAAGAUCGAUGAUGAUUUUAUGGCCCGCUACCAAAUGAACUAUGGAUUCAUUGACAACACUUCAGCGGGGGAGAAAGAGAAGGCUGAAAAGGAGGCGGCUGAGGCCAAGAGAAAGGAGGAGGAACUCAAGCGUAUGACGGCAGAGGCGGAAGCUGCCAUGUCCAGAGACAAUCCAGCAUCCAGCGCUGCAGUGCCCACUGGCAAGCGAAAGGCCCAGGAGCCCCCAAAAUGGUUCGAAAUGGAUCCCUCGCAGAACACCAAGGUGUAUGUCUCCAAUUUGCCCCUGGACAUUACCAUGGAUGAGUUUGCCGAUCUGAUGGGCAAGUGUGGCAUGGUCAUGAGAGAUCCGCAGACGCAGAAGUUCAAGCUGAAACUGUAUGCCGAAAAGGAUGGACAAAUCAAGGGCGAUGGCUUGUGUGAUUACAUCAAGGUGGAGAGUGUCAAUCUGGCGCUGAAAAUUCUAGACGAGUACAAUCUGCGUGGCCACAAGAUCCGUGUCCAGAGGGCUCAGUUCCAAAUGCGUGGAGAAUACAAUCCCGCUCUGAAGCCCAAGCGCAAGAAGAAGGACAAAGAGAAAUUGCAAAAGAUGAAGGAAAAGUUAUUUGAUUGGCGUCCAGAUAAAAUGCGAGGCGAACGGUCAAAGAAUGAGAAAACCGUCAUCAUCAAAAACCUCUUCACCCCAGAACUCUUUGUGAAGGAAGUGGAGCUCAUAUUGGAGUACCAAAACAAUCUGCGGGAGGAGUGCAGCAAAUGCGGGAUGGUCCGUAAAGUGGUUAUCUAUGAUCGCCAUCCUGAGGGCGUUGCCCAGAUCAACAUGGCCUCACCGGAGGAAGCUGACCUCGUCAUUCAAAUGAUGCAGGGGCGUUUUUUUGGACAGCGGCAACUAAGUGCGGAGUCCUGGGAUGGCAAGACGAAAUACAAAAUUGACGAAUCAGCUGUCGAGGCGCACGAACGGCUUUCCAAAUGGGAUGAAUUCUUGGCAGAAGAAGAAACCGAUAAAAAAGCUUCCGAGGAAAAGAAGGAGGAGGACGUUGACUCGCCCGAAACCCAGCUUUUGCCAGGAGACGCCACACCUUAGUUUUCAUUUACCUGCGAUCGUUUUCACGCGGUUCAAGGAUCUCCAGGACCACCUCGUUGGCCUGCUCGUUCGGAUAGGUAGCGUUCCAGCGGUUGUAGAUCUUGUAGCGAUUGGGACCGCUCACCUUUGGCAUCUUGUGCUGGCAUAUGAAGCGAAGCUUAUCCGAGCAGGGCCGCGCCGACCAGCGGUACUUGAGGCUUGGAUCGUAGAUGGCACAGUUAUUAUCCAGCGGUUGGCUGUUGGAGAUAAGUUGCACAUAGCUAGAAUUGUUGCUUAAGCGUUAAAUCAAUCUACAGAAAUAAAGGAAGAAAGGAAAGAG